AUGCCUUACCCCUUCAGAAGAGCGCAAACGCUGCCAACUCUGACAGCCCAGGAUGAACUGGAAAAUGCCUCGAUUCUCCGCAACGAUGCCGACAAUGGCCACUUCCGCGGUCUGCCUGCAAGCCGACAGUCGAAGAUGAAGGUGCUAGGGAAGGUUCUGUCACGGUGGGCGAUUACGAUGGUCAUCAUCAUCUCGAUUUACGUCGUCAUAUGGACAUACUCCAACAAGACUGUCAUGACACAAACAACGAAGCGGCAGUACAACGCCCUCAUCACCGGUCUCUCGAUUGCGCUGGGUCUCGCGGUGGCGAGUAGUCUCAACCACAUGGUGGCCGAGCUGAGAUGGUGGAUCCUGAGCCGUCGGUACAGGUCGAAGAGAAAGCACACCAUUGCAUUGGCAGCGAGGUCAAAAAGGUGGUCGAUCCAUCUUGCUGCUGUUGGAUGGCUCAUCUUGACAAUCGGCUCUCAAGUAGGUCUCGCAGCAAUCGGCCUCUGCUACUCGACAGAUACAGCCGAUAAGCGGGCUCUAUUGGUACCAGGCAAUGUGUCUAUCGCCAACAUGGCGUCCAUCGAAACUGAGAGGGUCGUCAAGUCCAAGACUCAAGCUCUAGGUGCUCUGCAGUACACAGCGAACAGCUACGGAACAAUCUCUCUAGCAUACGACACGGCGGAAAUAUCAGCUGCUCCGCUGGCCAGAGCAAUCCAUGUCCCGAGCGAUCCCCUCAUGUUCUGCACAGAAACGGUGUGCAAAUACGUCUUUUACGAAACCUCCACAGCAUCCAUUAAGGAUCCUGACGCCAACCCAGUCACCGUCGCAACAGACCGAAGCGUCAACUCCACGACCAAAUGCACAGCCUGGCCCGUCAUAAGCGGCGGCAACGGCAAUACUACCAACGUGACGGUAGCACUCGAAAACAACCGGUCCUGGGAUAUCUUCAUCCCGAACCGCGGCGGAACCGACCAGACGACCUUCAUGACCUACAGCCAGUUCGACUGCGGGACAGGAUGCUCCAUGAUCAUGGCAUUUGAGGCAUCAGAUACCUCGCCUUGGUAUUACAGCUGCAAUGUCACGAUCGGUCAAGUCGCGAACGCCACCCGUGCCGAGCACCAGGUCGGCGCCAACCUCACGUCUUUAGCCUCGGCCGGCAUCGCUCUGCAGGGAUACGCUGCCUCGUCUUUCGUCAAUGAUACCAAUUUUCAGUAUCAGAUGUAUCCAUCCGAGUCGGUAUUUGGCACACCUAUGAACGGAACCACCUCGGACAUGGAGGCAAUGCUAUCGCGAUUUGCUAUCGGGGUGGUUGCAAUCAGCGCCGACAGUAAUACAAAUCUGGUCGUUGAGGGUGACAUGCCCAUGAAGGGCACGAAGCUCAAUGUCUCACACUGGGGGAUGAUCAACCUGAUUUUGAUCCUUACGGCAUCACUUCAGCUUGUUCUCGGUAUUGGAGUUGCGUUGUGGGCCAACCGGGUCGUGGUGCCCGAUGGUGGUGCGGUGGAAAUGGCACAGGUGAUGAGGACGAUGGCUAUUCGGGAUCGGACGACGAGCACGCCCAGUGAGAAGGGAUCCACUGGUGAGCCACGGUAUAAGUCAUUAUGGAUCUAUCGCGAUACUCUGGUAUCCAAGGAAGGAGGAUUGUAUGACCUGCAUAUGGAGGAGCAGCGUUAUCAUGCGACGAGUGACUCUGGGAUGAUUGAGAUGAGCCAACAGCGGCCAGGGACGGGCCGUGAGUCCACUGCGCCGUCAACGCCUACAAAGUGA
Molecule: messenger RNA, 1755 nt
Organism: Colletotrichum scovillei
Lineage: Eukaryota; Fungi; Ascomycota; Sordariomycetes; Glomerellales; Glomerellaceae
Exons: 5
Coding region: 1-1755 (584 amino acids)
Source: RefSeq, a predicted model, not a curated record